Molecule: messenger RNA, 2953 nt
Organism: Apodemus sylvaticus (European woodmouse)
Lineage: Eukaryota; Metazoa; Chordata; Mammalia; Rodentia; Muridae
Gene: Arhgap44
Product: Rho GTPase activating protein 44
Exons: 20
Coding region: 290-2716 (808 amino acids)
Biological process (GO): regulation of actin cytoskeleton organization; negative regulation of Rac protein signal transduction; signal transduction
Cellular component (GO): leading edge membrane; postsynaptic density; cytoplasm
Molecular function (GO): protein binding; GTPase activator activity
Source: RefSeq, a predicted model, not a curated record
CCUGCGGAGACUCCCCGGUUUGCUCACCGGGCUGGGGCUAGGGGCUGCAACUGGGGCUGAUAGCCUGGAGCCUAGGGCGGCCCCGGGCGUGGCACAGAGAAGGAUGUGGCGGGCGGACUAGGCGGAGGUGCUCUCAGGAGGCUGGGCGCGGGCCAGGCGGCUCCCCAGGCUCCGCAGUGCCGCCGCCGUCGCCCGGGAGGCUGGGCGCGGGAGCCAUGUAACCCUGCGGCGGGCUCCGGGCAGCUCCGUCCUUCCCCAGCUCCCGGGCUAGCGCGGCAGCGGGGCCACGAUGAAGAAGCAGUUUAACCGCAUGCGCCAGUUGGCCAACCAGACGGUGGGCAGGGCAGAAAAGACUGAAGUUCUGAGUGAAGACCUUCUCCAGGUAGAGAAGCGCCUAGAGCUGGUGAAACAGGUGUCCCACAGCACACACAAGAAGCUCACCGCGUGUCUGCAGGGUCAGCAGGGAGCAGAGGCCGACAAGCGCUCAAAAAAGUUGCCUUUGACGACACUGGCCCAGUGCUUGGUGGAGGGGUCUGCAAUCCUGGGAGAUGACACGCUGCUCGGGAAGAUGCUGAAGCUCUGUGGAGAGACGGAGGACAAGCUGGCUCAGGAGCUGAUCCACUUUGAGCUGCAAGUGGAGAGGGAUGUGAUCGAGCCCCUGUUCCUGCUAGCUGAGGUGGAAAUUCCAAAUAUUCAAAAGCAAAGGAAACACUUAGCAAAGCUGGUGCUCGACAUGGAUUCUUCCCGGACCAGGUGGCAGCAGACUUCCAAGUCUUCAGGGCUUUCCAGCAGCCUUCAGCCUGCGGGUGCCAAAGCCGAUGCCCUCAGGGAAGAGAUGGAGGAGGCUGCCAACAGAGUGGAGAUUUGCCGGGACCAGCUUUCUGCUGACAUGUACAGUUUUGUGGCCAAAGAAAUUGACUAUGCAAACUACUUUCAAACGCUAAUAGAAGUGCAAGCUGAGUACCACAGGAAGUCUCUGACACUGCUGCAGGCUGUGUUGCCUCAGAUCAAAGCACAGCAGGAGGCCUGGGUGGAGAAGCCUUCCUUUGGGAAGCCCCUGGAGGAGCACCUGAUGAUCAGUGGCCGUGAGAUCGCCUUCCCUAUCGAGGCGUGUGUGACGAUGCUGCUGGAGUGUGGGAUGCAGGAGGAGGGCCUCUUCCGGGUAGCCCCCUCAGCCUCCAAGCUGAAGAAGCUGAAAGCUGCUCUGGACUGCUGUGUGGUGGAUGUCCAGGAGUACUCGGCAGACCCGCAUGCCAUAGCAGGGGCUUUGAAGUCUUAUCUCCGAGAGUUGCCCGAGCCUCUUAUGACCUUUGAACUCUAUGACGAAUGGAUCCAGGCUUCUAAUAUCCAGGAGCAAGACAAGAGACUUCAAGCUCUCUGGAAUGCUUGUGAGAAGUUGCCCAAGGCCAACCACAACAACAUCCGAUACUUGAUCAAAUUUUUAUCGAAACUGUCUGAAUAUCAGGAUGUAAACAAGAUGACUCCCAGUAACAUGGCAAUCGUCCUGGGACCCAACCUCCUUUGGCCGCAGUCAGAGGGGAACAUCACCGAGAUGAUGACCACAGUUUCCCUGCAGAUAGUUGGCAUCAUCGAGCCCAUUAUCCAGCACGCAGAUUGGUUCUUCCCUGGGGAGAUAGAGUUCAACAUCACAGGCAGUUAUGGGAGUCCAGUCCACGUGAACCACAAUGCCAACUACAGCUCAAUGCCUUCCCCAGACAUGGACCCUGCUGACCGGCGCCAACCAGAGCAGGCCCGCCGGCCCCUCAGUGUUGCCACAGACAACAUGAUGCUGGAGUUUUACAAGAAGGAUGGCAUGGGUGUGAGGGUCAUGGACACAUCUUGGGUGGCACGAAGAGGCUCCUCUGCUGGUCGGAAAGCAUCCUGCGCCCCGCCUUCCAUGCAGCCUCCUGCCCCACCCUCCGAGCUGGCUGCACCCCUGCCUUCACCCCUGCCGGAGCAGGUCCCAGACAGCCCUGCCACUCCAGCUCCUGCGCUCUCUCCAUCAGGUGCCAGCCUGCAGCCCACCCCUGAGCGCCCCAGUGUGUCUAAAAGCAAGGAACUGUCGCCAGGGUCUGGGCAGAAAGGAAGUCCAGGUUCUAUCCAGGGGACAGCCUGCCCAGGGACGCAGCUGGGGCCACAGCCGGCUGCCAGCCCCAGCCAGCUUCCUGCAGACCAGAGUCCUCAUACCCUUCGGAAAGUUUCAAAGAAGUUGGCACCAAUUCCUCCCAAGGUCCCCUUCGUGCAGCCAGGGACUGUUUCUGAUCAGCCUGCUGGCCAGCCUUCCCCAGUCAGCCUGUCUCCUACUCCACCAAGCACCCCAUCACCCUAUGGACUGAGCUACCCUCCGGGGUACUCCAUGGCCUCUGGCCAGCUUUCUCCUGCCUCGGCUCCUCCCCUAGCCUCCCCCUCUGUCUUUACAAGCACUUUAGCCAAAUCUCGGCCCACGCCUAAGCCCCGACAGAGGCCCACCCUGCCACCUCCUCAGCCUCCCAGUGUCAGCCUGUCGGCUUCAAGUCCACAGUCCACAGAGCACCCCAUGUUAGACGGCAUGUCGCCGGGGGAAAGCAUGUCUACAGAUCUCGUCCACUUUGAUGUCCCCUCCAUCCACAUAGAGCUGGGGUCAACGCUCCGCCUGAGCCCCCUGGAACAUGCUCGGCGGCACUCGGUGGCUGACAAGAGGGACUCAGAAGAGGAGUCUGAGAGUACAGCCCUUUGAUGUGGCCCACCCCGACAUGUGUACAUAUAUCUCCGGGCCCCGAGACACCACCCAGGGCAGCUCCUAGCCUGCCAAGGAUUUUCCAUCAGCCCUUUGCUGUCAUGUCCAACACCAGGGUGGAGUUAGGCGGAGGAAGAGCUCUCCUGUCCAUGUGGCCUGUGUUGGUGGUGCAGAUUCAGUUUGGGUGAUGAUCCAGCCUUUUUCUUUCUUUCUUUCUUUUUUUUUUUUUUUUUUUUU